AGGGUCACAUCCUUAAGGAGAAGCUCUAGGGCUGUAGCUGCUCCGUCCACAGCAGCCGUGAGCUCCAGUGUUACAAACAGGAAACCUGCCUGACCACCGAUAGAAAUAGUGUAACCUUGCUGCCCGGAGGGGAAACUGUGCAGGGUGUGAGGGCAGAGAGGAGGAACAGGUUUCUUAAGGUGGAGAAAGCCAGGGGGGUACCACGCCAUGGGGCUGAGGGUGCUCUGUCCCCACUGCAGGUGUAUAAAGGGCUGUAACCUGGCUCCAAUGCAGCUACAGGUUGGGCUCUGUGCAAGAAAUAGUGGUGCAGAUGGGACAAAGAGGUUUUGUGGGUGCACAGAGCACAGAACCCAGCCAGCCCUGCAUCCCCAGCUGCAAUGCAUCUUGUUGGCACAGCAAGCACCAGCUUCACCCCUUGCAACCAGGUAACGCUUGCUUUGCUUUACGACCAUCAGCAGCUGAAUGUGCUCAGGGUAAAGGGAAGGAGGGCAAAGAGACUCUCCCACGGUGCCACCCGCAGCCCUCGCUGUUGUUCCGUGACGUGGCCCCAAGAUGCAGCUCGCUGCUUCCUGCCCAUCACCGUGCUGAAAGCAGCACCAGCGCUGCCCACCCCACGGCCCCCAGGUCCCGGUGGAGGUAGAGGUGGCUCCAUGGAUGACACCCAGCCCCUCUUCAUCACCUUCAAAUGCAUCGCUGAAGACAAGGCAGGCAACAUCCAGCCAGGACAUGGCACAACCCUGCUGCAGCCCCAGAGUAUUAUAGAGCAGUGUGAUGCACACAGCAGGGGGGGACAGGGGGCAAUGGAGGGUCCCCAGCCCCCCAUCGCUCCCUGCCAUGUGCUGCAGGGCUGCUCCCAGCCUGGGGGGGUUGCAGCAUCCCUAAGGGCACGUACCAAGCUGUGGUUUGAGCAGACACAAGCGCAUCGGCUGCGAGCUGCAGGGAAUCUGCCAGCUUGGUUCCACGGCUUCAUCAGUCGUAGGGAUACGGAGAAGAUGCUGCAGAAUGAGCCACUGGGUUGCUUCCUGAUACGCUUCAGUGAGAGCACGGUGGGCUUCGUGUUAUCCUACAGGGGUAGAGAGCGCUGCCGGCACUUUGUGCUGGACCAGCUGCCCAAUGGGCAUUAUGUGAUCCUGGGUGAGCACAGUGCUCACCCUGAGCUGGCUGAGUUGCUGCAGCACUACACCCACGUUCCCAUCCCACCCUAUGGAGAGCUGCUGACUGUGCCAUGGGGACAGGACAAGGCUCGUGGAGGGAUGCACACCCCAGAUAGCAGCUCUGCAUCCUGCAAGGCACCAGCAAACCACCCAGAAUACAGCACCAUAGCGAAACGGGUGCCAGGAGAUGGGCAAGCAGCAGAGAGUGGCAACGAGGAGGGACCACGCAGCCCUGCCAACAGCAAAGGAGCAGAAACCAACAGCUCCUCCAUGCAGACACACCACGAAGCCACCCCCACUGAGAUGCUUGAUGCCAAGUACCAACAGCUCAUGCGCUUCCACACCUAUGCAGAGCCCCACGAGGGUGCAGCGCUGCCUGUGGAGCCCAUUCCCUUCUAUGCUAUGGGCUGGGGCUCCAAUCCCAGCCCUGAAGCAAACAUCUAUGCAGAGGUGGCUACAACCCGGCAGGAGCCACCCAGCCGGGGCACACGGGGUCCUGGAUCCAUUCUGACCCCUACCAUGUUUCUACGGCGCCGGUUGUCCCGCAGCCUCUCCAGCCAAGGCUUCCAUAGAAGGCAGCUGCCAGCAACUCCCACUGCAGGCACCAUGCAGAGAGCAGCCCCCCGGCCGACCCCAGAGAUUCCACCACUCCAAAUGAACUCAGCACUGGAGUUUGAUGACCCCGUGUACAGCUUGAGGAUGAGAAGGACCAAGCAAGCCACAGCCCAAGAGAAUAUUUACGAGCAGGUUCCUAGAGGCCACCUCUAAAGGCAAUACAGGUAUGGCCACAGCAAUGCCCAGCCUCUUGUUGGCACAAGGUUUGCCUGCUCUGCUCUUGCAGGGCAGAGGGAGACCCUUGGACCUUGGAGGCAGUUCAAGGCAUAACAGCAGCAUCCAUCAUCUCUGCGCUGGGUUUUCGCACGCCUUUCCUGGCACGGUUGCCUCUUUCCCAAGCUCUGUUCAAAGGGGAUGGAGGAAGAACGGAUUUAAUUUAUCUUCGCAGAAAGAGAUUGCUAUGAAUAGAAUCAGGGUGGAGGAAAAGGCUAUUAGAGCAGAACCAGAUGGGUUUCGGGCAGGGCUGGUGCCAUCCAUGCAGCAUUCGUUGGCUGCUUGAACAAGCCUUGUCCUGCCAAUACAUGCCUUGAGAUCUGCCUGCUUUCUCACCCACCAAGCACAGAGCAGCACCAAAGAACAGAAGAUGAGGAUGACACUGAGUGUGGUUCUCAUCAGUCCCGGUGCACACAGCCACAACAGAAGGGAAAGCGUGUGAGAGCAGCCAGAGACCCAAAUUUGGAGCUUCAAAAAGGACUGAAAAGGAGAACAGAGGUUUGUGCUUCUACCUCUAAGAAAAUCGCUUCCGUUUUUUUCACGAGCCUUCACGUGGUUGCUCAUAAAUGGCUAAAAGCAGAGCAAAAGUCAGCAGUGAUUGCCAUCCUCCUAAGUCCCCUCUAGUGUUAAAAACGAGCAAUUACAGAUUGAAAAGGCAAAAAUAAACACGCAAGCUGCAUUCAGUCCCUCAAAGGGAAUGGAAAGAUGAAGCUAGAAGAGCUCAAAGCCACAACGCUGCAGUGGGGAGAAGCCAUCCAGGUGCUGCCACCCCACAUUCAAGACACUUAACCCUCACUGGACACACAGCAGAAGGGCAAUGAACCCAACAGCAGCACAGCAGAACCCAACCCACGAUCCUCACCUUGUACCUCACACUGCAAACAGCUGCGAUUCGGUUCAUUUAAAAGUUUAUUCCUUUAUCAAAUCUCUUGUCAGAGGAUUUCACUGUACAUAUAAGAUAUGAAUAAAUUACUCAACAGUAACUUUA
This is a messenger RNA of Coturnix japonica (Japanese quail), 2970 nucleotides long. It is a transcript of the gene SH2D2A, whose product is annotated as SH2 domain containing 2A. NCBI's taxonomy places the organism in Eukaryota, Metazoa, Chordata, Aves, Galliformes, Phasianidae. The record is from RefSeq and is a predicted model, not a curated record. Gene Ontology annotation, cellular component: cytoplasm.